UCAAUAAAACACAGUAAACAAUAAAGUGGGUAAAACCAGAUGACUGGUAAGAAGCCAUUCAGGAAAAAUUGUGUCCAGAAAAUAUAGAUUGAUGUUGGCAACCAAUAUCGGGCGUAGUUAGUAUCGAGAAAGGCACGGCGAGUGGACAACGUGUCUGCACGAUGCGUUCACACCCCACUGUAUUGUGUUGUGUACUCUUCGCGGCCCUCACCGCUGCCCUCAAACAAUGCGACGAUUGUGUUAAGAUAACAGAUUGUGCGCCGGCAAUACAGCUGAUCCGCACAGACAAAAGUGCGGCGGCAAUUCAAAAACUGAAAAAUGCACUCUGUGGUUAUGAAGGUGUUCAAAAGGUGUGCUGUUCUGAUUUCUUUACAAGUCGAUCUUUGAAUGAUGAAAAUGAAAGCAAAAUCAACACACAAACAUCUGGAGACGAAAUCGAAAAUCAUCGUAAUAUACGUCUUCUACCAACUGAGUGUGGCGAUGUAGACGGGAACAGAAUUGUUGGAGGAACCAGUGCGGGCCUGUAUGAGUUCCCCUGGCUGGCCCUCAUUUCAUACAUACUUGAAGAUGGAAGAACUUUGCAAUUUAAAUGUGGAGGCUCAGUUAUAACUGCGAGGUACGUGCUGACGGCCGCACACUGCAUCGAGAAAAAACAAAUAGUCGGAGUUAGAAUUGGAGACUACGACAUAAGCAAACCUGAAGAUUGCGUGGGAGAGGAUGAAAUACGCGAAUGUGAAUCAAAAUUUCAGGAUAUCGCCGUUACCCAUAAAAUAUCUCAUCCCAAUUACGUGAUAGUACCAAUAAGCCUGAACGACAUCGGUCUGCUACGUCUCGCUACUCCUGUGGACUUUUCUUACAGAAAUUCAGGAACAAUUUGUUUACCGAUAAUGAGGGAUCUACGGGAAAGGGACAUAGCACAAGAAUUCGCUACGGUAGCUGGUUGGGGAGCGACAGAGAAUCAACGGCAAUCGAAUAUUCUUCUUAAAGUUCAAGUGCCUAUAUAUCCAGAAACGACGUGCAAAUCGUUUUACAAACGAGCCAUGCAAUCACGUAUAUUUAAACCAAACAUGAUGAUGAAUACGAUAUGCGCCGGGGACGAAGGCCGUGAUUCUUGCAAAGGUGACUCCGGUGGACCUCUCAUGAUCGAAGCACCUUACAAUGGGACAUACAAAUUUGUCCAAUUCGGCAUCGUGUCUUACGGAUUUGAGCAAUGUGGUUUAAGCAAACCUGGAAUGUAUACCGAUGUUCGAAAAUAUAUGAAAUGGAUUUUGGAUACUAUUAAACCAUAGAAUUUUACCAAAGAAACAAAAAAUAUAUGUUUAUAUAUAACAUAAAGUUAAAACUCGAACGAUGUUAUAAU
This is a messenger RNA of Papilio machaon (common yellow swallowtail), 1360 nucleotides long. Its product is annotated as melanization protease 1. NCBI's taxonomy places the organism in Eukaryota, Metazoa, Arthropoda, Insecta, Lepidoptera, Papilionidae. Gene Ontology annotation, biological process: proteolysis. The record is from RefSeq and is a predicted model, not a curated record. The coding region runs from base 162 to 1289 and encodes 375 amino acids. Gene Ontology annotation, molecular function: serine-type endopeptidase activity. The transcript is spliced from 7 exons.